ACCAAAACUGAGUCAUUGUCACAAAUCUGGUGUUUAUUAAUCCUGUCCAUUUUCAACAGCUUUGGAGGAGCUCUGCUGCCUGGUGAAGGUGAAGCAAUGGCACAGUAUGUGAAGGAAGGCAAGCGAAUCCCUCGCCGUGGUGAGAUUGGGCUCACAAGUGAUGAGAUUGCUACAUUUGAAUCAUCUGGUUAUGUGAUGAGUGGAAGCAGACAUCGUCGCAUGGAAGCUGUGCGUUUGAGAAAAGAAAAUCAGAUUUACAGUGCAGAUGAAAAGCGAGCACUGGCUAUGUUUAACUAUGAAGAAAGAUCCAAGAGAGAAAACAAAAUCUUGUCAGACUUCAGGGAGAUGAUUCAUCAGAAGAUCAACAACAAGAAGUAGUUACUUCAGUCAUCUUAGCUUCCUCCAGUUUCCACUGCUCUUUUCAAUAAUUGCUUGACAAGGAACAAGCAUACCAACUAUUGGACAUACAAGUAGCAGAGAAGGAUAUGAGGGAAAAUCUUACCCACAGACGGCCAAAGUGAUACUUUUGCAUCAUUCAGAAUCAAAACAUUCUUCUGUUAUGGCCCCAGUUGUUUGAAGGGUGGAAUAAAUCGCUAUCCAGUGGAUACAUGUAGCCCAGCACCUUUUCUUUAACACCUAAUGUGCAGAACUCAUUCAGGUGCAACCUGAAAGGUUGUUUUUUUUUUGGUUUCAUACUGAAUUAUAAGAUCAUUUUACAAUAGCUUCACCUGCAUACAGAGAAACAUUUUCACCAUUAAAAGUUUCAUGUUAAGUUUAAUUGGAAUCAAAUCAAGAGUAAGUCUUUCAAAGUUAAUUUUAUUGACAACAAGCCAACUAACUGGGUAUGGCUUACAUAGAAGCUUACAGUAUGGCUAUUUUCGUAGGUUAAUAAGUCUUCAUAGGUUAAUAAGUCUUGGUAAGGUGCAGAGCUAUCAUCUGACACUAUACAAAUUCUACAACUGUAUCAUAGAAUAAUUAACAAUUAUUCCAUGAGCACACGUUGGAUAUAAGAUGAUGGAUAGCCAACGAGGUGCAUAGCGC
This is a messenger RNA of Stylophora pistillata, 1041 nucleotides long. Its product is annotated as NKAP-like protein. NCBI's taxonomy places the organism in Eukaryota, Metazoa, Cnidaria, Anthozoa, Scleractinia, Pocilloporidae. Gene Ontology annotation, biological process: regulation of gene expression. Gene Ontology annotation, molecular function: chromatin binding. Gene Ontology annotation, cellular component: nucleus. The record is from RefSeq and is a predicted model, not a curated record.